CCCCUCCAUCCGCGCCAAGUUUGUAGUGAAGGACGGUAGCGGAGAGUGAACGAAGGGGGGCACAUAGAAGCUUUGAGAUCCGCUCUUUAAAACCGCAAUCUCUCAUCGUUACCAUCACAAUCACCACCAUAUUCCCCAAUACAUACCGCGCCAUGUCGACAGUAACCUUUCGAUUGACCUCGGCCACACACUCAAUCCCGAUCGACGUGGAUCUGGCAGCUGCUAGGCAGGAAUUUGUCAUCGACGGCCUCGUCGUGCUCCAGCAUGCAGUCCUGACACCCGACGAGAUCGAUUUCAUCAUUGGCGGCGCGGCAGCCCGCGCAACCACGUCAAUCUCACAUCUCGGCACUUCUUACCGCGUCGAACUGCAAGGCGGACGAUACCUUGACACCAACCCUGGCGACAUCGUCCUCUCCAACCACGCCCGCAUCAAGAACGACCUCAUCGCCCGCCCCCCGGCGCCCGCAUCCCCAGUUCCUGCCCACCGCCAACUGCGGCCCCCGAAGACGUGGUACUGCCCGAUCCCGGGGUGUUCUAGCAGCUUCAAUCGCAGCGACAAUCUGCGCCGGCACCUGAAAGACGUCACACGGGGGCCACAGCACAUCCAGUACGUGGCGCGACAGCCCGACGCACCGAUAGUUGCACCGAGUAACCCCCCUCCUCCCCCCAUCCCUCUCGCCGUCGCCGCGACUAAUCCCGGUAGAUCGAGUCAACACCGCGGUCGAGCGGCUAGCAUCCCGCUACCCGAGCGUAGCGCUGGUGCCGGAGGCGCGCGGAUUCGAGGAGGUCCCCGACGUGGAGGACAAGUUCUCGGCCAUCUGUAGGGGCGUCCAUGCCGUGUUGGCGAAGGAGUUUCCCGAAUUCAACCUGUGGGCCGAGGUAAGGUUCGGCGGGAACAGAGCGGACGAGGACGCUGCCGUCGCCACCGCCGCUGCCGUCGCCGCCUCGGC
Molecule: messenger RNA, 950 nt
Organism: Tricharina praecox
Lineage: Eukaryota; Fungi; Ascomycota; Pezizomycetes; Pezizales; Pyronemataceae
Exons: 2
Coding region: 153-824 (223 amino acids)
Source: RefSeq, a predicted model, not a curated record